AGGGGGGGGAGGGAGGGCAGGCAGGCGGCCGUUCUCUCCGGCUAUAAAGGGCCCCGGGACUCCGAAGCUCGCCUCAGCUUCCUCCGACUCCGCCUUCGCCGCCUUCCUCCCAACUAGAGCUCCAGUUCCCGCUCAGGUUCCAAUCGACCCACUCGGGCUCGGCUACUCGGGCUGCAGCAGAAGAUGGCGGCUCCGGUGGCUCGGGGCGAGUGCUCCGAGGCGGCGCUGGCUGCAGCCCUGGCGGAUGUGCCGGAACUAGCCCGACUUCUGGAGCUCGACCCGUACCUGAAGCCCUUCGCCCUGGACUUCCAGCGCAGGUAUAAGAAGUUUAAUGAGACUUUGAACAACAUCGGAGAGAACGAAGGUGGUAUUGAUAAGUUUUCCAGAGGUUAUGAAUCGUUUGGUGUCCACAGAUGUGCUGAUGGUGGUUUGUACUGCAAAGAAUGGGCCCCAGGAGCAGAAGGAGUUUUUCUCACUGGAGACUUCAAUGAUUGGAAUCCAUUUUCAUAUCCAUACAAGAAACUGGAUUAUGGAAAGUGGGAGCUUUAUAUCCCACCAAAGCAGAAUAAAUCUCAACUUGUACCUCAUGGAUCCAAAUUAAAGGUAGUUAUUAGGAGUAAAAGUGGAGAGAUCUUGUAUCGUAUUUCACCAUGGGCGAAAUAUGUGACUCGUGAAGGUGAAAAUGUGAAUUAUGAUUGGAUACACUGGGAUCCAGAACACCCAUAUAAAUUUAAGCAUUCCAGACCAAAGAAGCCAAGAGGUGUAAGAAUUUAUGAAUCUCAUGUGGGAAUUUCUUCCUAUGAAGGAAAAAUAGCUUCUUAUAAACAUUUUACAUACAAUGUACUACCAAGAAUCAAAGACCUUGGAUACAACUGCAUUCAGAUGAUGGCAAUCAUGGAGCAUGCUUACUAUGCCAGUUUUGGUUACCAGAUCACAAGCUUCUUUGCAGCUUCAAGCCGUUAUGGAACGCCUGAAGAGCUGAAAGAACUGGUUGACACAGCUCACUCAAUGGGCAUUACAGUCCUCUUAGAUGUGGUGCAUAGCCAUGCUUCAAAAAAUUCGGAAGAUGGAUUGAAUAUGUUUGAUGGAACAGAUUCCUGUUAUUUUCAUUCUGGACCUAGAGGGAAUCAUGAUCUUUGGGACAGUCGAUUGUUUAUCUACUCCAGCUGGGAAGUUUUAAGAUUCCUUCUGUCAAACAUAAGAUGGUGGUUAGAAGAAUAUGGCUUUGAUGGAUUUCGUUUUGAUGGUGUUACAUCCAUGCUGUAUCAUCACCAUGGAAUGGGUCAAGCUUUUUCAGGUGAUUACCAUGAAUAUUUUGGACUUCAAGUUGAUGAAGAUGCCUUGAUUUAUCUCAUGUUGGCAAAUCAUUUGGUUCACACAUUGUAUCCCGAUUCUAUAACAGUAGCUGAGGAUGUGUCAGGAAUGCCAGCUCUCUGUUCUCCGAUUUCCCAGGGAGGAGUCGGCUUUGACUAUCGAUUAGCUAUGGCAAUUCCAGAUAAAUGGAUCCAGCUACUUAAAGAGUUUAAAGAUGAAGAUUGGAAUAUGGGCAAUAUUGUAUACACACUCACAAACAGACGCUACCUUGAAAAAUGCAUUGCUUAUGCAGAGAGUCAUGAUCAGGCACUAGUUGGGGAUAAGACACUGGCAUUUUGGUUGAUGGAUGCUGAAAUGUAUACCAACAUGAGUGUUCUGACCCCGUUUACUCCAGUUAUUGAUCGUGGAAUACAGCUUCAUAAAAUGAUUCGACUCAUUACUCACGCUCUCGGUGGAGAAGGCUAUCUCAAUUUCAUGGGUAAUGAAUUUGGCCAUCCUGAAUGGUUAGACUUCCCAAGAAAAGGAAAUAAUGAGAGCUACCAUUAUGCCAGAAGGCAGUUUCAUUUAACUGAUGAUGACCUCCUUCGCUAUAAGUUCCUAAAUAACUUUGACAGGGAUAUGAAUAAAUUGGAAGAAAGAUGUGGUUGGCUUUCAGCUCCACAGGCCUAUGUGAGUGAAAAGCACGAAGGCAAUAAGAUCAUCGCUUUUGAGAGAGCAGGCCUUGUUUUUAUUUUCAACUUUCAUCCAAGCAAGAGCUACACUGAUUACCGAGUUGGAACAACAUUGCCAGGAAAAUUCAGAAUUGUGCUAGAUACAGAUGCAGCAGAGUAUGGAGGGCACCGGAGACUGGACCAUAGUACCGAGUUUUUCUCUCAACCUUUUAAACAUAAUGAACGUCCCUGUUCUCUUUUGGUGUACAUUCCGAACCGAGUGGGCCUCAUCCUUCAGAACGUGGAUAUGCCCAAUUGAAGAGACGUGGUUUCAGCUUCACCAGAAGAUGUGUGCUUUGUUUUCCUGUUCUCAUUGUCACAGAGCUUGUAGUGUGUAAGCCUUUCAAAAUACAGUUGUCUAGACGAAACAUCAGGUGUCUGAAAUUUAAUAUUGGUUUAUGCAAAUGAAUGUCAGACUUUUAUCGAAAGAGAGGGGGAAAUAUUUUUGCAAUUUCAAGGAUUCUAGACUAUAUUUUCCAGGCAUCUGAGCAGCUAGGAUUCUCAAAUGAAGUAUUAUAUGUAAUGUCUUUAAACAGCUUUACUUUCCAUGCCAGUAUUUGAUACUUAAAGUUCAAAUUUGAAUCAUGUGUCAUGUAUGAUUAUUUCUGUUGAAUAUAUACAGUAUUUUUUUAAGAUGAAUAUUUGAUGACUUUAUUUGUUCUAAGUAUCUCUUGGUUUAAAUGACAAAGUGCCAAGAUUGUCACUCUGUUUUUUUUUUCAAAUUGUGUUUAGAAAUACUGUAAUAAAUAUGUAGUAAUAAUAUAACAUUAAGAAUUGAAUCAAAGAUAAUAUAAAAUUCUUUAUCUAUAAACUCAUCCAUGCUUCAUUUUGCUAAGUUUUAUCUCAUGAUCUCUGCUUCACUUAGUAUCUUUGUGGAUGCUGAUAUUUCAGUCUUUCUGAAGGCCUGGAAUAGUAAUUGUAACAAUUCACAAAAUGUCUUUUACUUUAGAUCAAUAAAAUUAAAAAUUGCAAAA
Molecule: messenger RNA, 2998 nt
Organism: Leopardus geoffroyi (Geoffroy's cat)
Lineage: Eukaryota; Metazoa; Chordata; Mammalia; Carnivora; Felidae
Gene: GBE1
Product: 1,4-alpha-glucan branching enzyme 1
Exons: 16
Coding region: 184-2283 (699 amino acids)
Biological process (GO): glycogen biosynthetic process
Cellular component (GO): cytoplasm
Molecular function (GO): cation binding; 1,4-alpha-glucan branching enzyme activity; hydrolase activity, hydrolyzing O-glycosyl compounds
Source: RefSeq, a predicted model, not a curated record